This is a messenger RNA of Orussus abietinus, 2345 nucleotides long. Its product is annotated as juvenile hormone epoxide hydrolase 2. The coding region runs from base 599 to 1792 and encodes 397 amino acids. The record is from RefSeq and is a predicted model, not a curated record. Lineage: Eukaryota; Metazoa; Arthropoda; Insecta; Hymenoptera; Orussidae. Gene Ontology annotation, molecular function: epoxide hydrolase activity. Gene Ontology annotation, biological process: epoxide metabolic process. The transcript has 7 exons.
AAAAUUGCAUAGUUUUUAAUAGAAAAGUAGGUGCCAGCGCCGUUUCUGUCGCACGCACAGUUUGAGCACAAUUUUGCGUGCACGCACAAAAAUGGUCAAGAAUGUCAAAAACAAUGUAAAUAAAUUAAAAUUGCAUUGUUUCUGACAGAAAAGUCGGUGCUGGCGCCGUUUCUGUCGCACGCACAGCUUGAGAGCAAUUUUGCGUGCACGUACAAAAAUUGUGAAGUACGAGGAAAAUGAACACGCAUGAACAUUCAUGCGUAUAAAAAUGCUCAUAUUUGGACGCAGCAUUAAAUGUGAAAUUCACAAGGUCUAAAGCCGUUUUUACACGUACCGGCACCGACUUUUCUGCCAAAAAUAAUGUAAAUAAAUGAAAGUUACAUUGUUUUUGGCAGAAAAGUUGGUGUCGGUUUCAUCGGUACGUAUGCAAAUGGCCUAAGAGUAGGGAAAUAUAUUCCAAAUGAAAUGGUUCACUUUCUUUAUAUUCUUUCAGACACAAUAGAAAGUAUUCAAGAGCGUAUGAAAAAAAAGAAAGGAUCUUAUGCCAUUGGCAUACAAAAUUCCUAUGUUGGGUUUCCGGGUAUCCAAUUUUUGAACAAUGGAACUUUUAAUUACUAACAUAAAGGAUGUCGAGGAUCUUAAAACGAGGUUGAGGAAUACAAGGAUGCCGCAGCCAUCAAUGGAAGGCACAGCCUGGACUUACGGAAUACAUAGUAAUUUCAUACCAAUUAUUAUCGAUCACUGGUUGAAGUAUGACUUCCAAAAACGUGAAGCUCACAUAAACAAAUACCCACAGUUCACGACAAAUAUUCAAGGUUUGGAUAUUCACUUUCUGCACGUGAAGCCGGAAAAAACCGAAGGAAAGCGCGUUUUACCGCUUUUGAUUCUACAUGGCUGGCCAGGGUCCGUGUUAGAGUUUUACAAAAUAAUACCAUUACUGACCAGCCCUAGGAAGAACUUCGAUGUCGUUUUUGAAAUAAUAGCGCCGUCUUUACCAGGAUUUGGAUUUUCCAGCGGUGCGAUAAAACCCGGCCUCGGGGCAACGCAAAUGGCCGUGGUUUUGAAAAACCUGAUGUUAAGGCUCGGAUUUCAGAAAUUCUAUUCCCAAGGCGGAGACUGGGGAGCAAUUAUUACGGAGCAAAUGGCGAGCUUAUUUCCCGAGCAUGUCUCAAGAAUUCAUUCGAACAUGUGCGUAAGCACCGCCCCCUGGACUUUGUUUAAAACCAUUUUGUACAGUUUAUUUCCAUCACUGAUAGUAUCCGAUGAAGAUUAUCAUUUACUAUACCCCCUCAGCAAACAUUGGGUGCAAAUGUUUAAGAACAGUGCCUAUUUUCACCUCCAAGCAACGAGACCUGACAUAAUCGGAAUUGCAUUCAGUGAUUCGCCAGUGGGUUUCGCGGCGUACAUUUUGGAAAAAUUCGCCGGAGCCACCAACAAAUCUAAUCUCCUAAAAGACGACGGAGGUCUUUUUGAAACCUUCACACCUGACGAAUUAAUAGACAAUUUAAUGAUGUACUGGAUAUCUAAUUCCCAAACAACGUCAAUGAGAAUCUACGCUGAAAGCUUUAACCAUGAUCGCUAUAAACUUGGACUCGAUUCGUUACCGAUAACCGUUCCAUCGGCUUGUGCACAAUUUCCAAACGAGAUUUUCUACCAGCCGAAAGGAUUAUUGAAAGACCGGUUUAAAAAUUUAAUUCGCGUAACAAGAAUGCCUCGAGGUGGUCACUUUGCAGCUAUGGAGGAGCCUGAGCUUCUUGCCGAUGACAUUUGGCUCUCCCUAGGAAAUAUUUAGUUUAUUAUUUAACAUCAUCCCUUUCUAGGUGUCAGAAUUUCGAUCCUUUGGGUUAGCCUGAUAAAAUAGUGAGAAAUUAUGUAAGUAAACUGAGGUGACAUUUCGAAACCUUUAAAGAUCGAUGACAACGAAUACGCGUAAAACAAAUUUUGACGUUGACAUGUUAAAUCUCUUGUUAGCAUAUUAUCCAUUUAGUGAUUAUCUACGAGGUUUCUUACGGCUUAGAAGUGACGAGGACAAUUGCUGUAAUGGUACGUGAUUCUCUUUCAAGGCCUCUAUCAGACGACUACAUUAAUGUUCUCUUCAAUGUACUCGAGUAUUACAUUCUACACUGAUACGAACGUUGCAUGUCGGCAAGAAAUGAUUCGAUAUUAUAUUUAUAGACAAUUCUGUAGAGUCGCCAUGAGUGUACAGAAAUUAUCAGAAUGAGAAGUCAAUUUUAUAAUCGCGUCAAUUGUGUCAACCUCAUCUGCUUCCGAUAAAGGAGACCCCUACAUUCUUGUAUGUUCCUAACUGUAUUACCGCCUUUUUUAAAUAAAUUUAUUAAUUAUAA